GUCGACCGAGCUACUUUUGCGCUGUAGCAGAUCCAGCGAGCGAAAAUGAGACUACCGGAGCUACAUGCACUAUUAGUAAACGGUUGCGCCAUUUUCUUUACACAGUGAACGAUCUGGUUUAUACCAAAGACUUCAGAACAUUUCUCAUAGUCUGCUAUCAUAAGGUGUCUUUCUUGAUUAUAUCCGCAGUUUACAUCGAUUCUGCAUUUCGCGUCAGUACUUCGCAACUUGUGAUGGAUGACAGUUUGGAUGACAUUUUGACUGACUUAUUUCUGGUGAGAUUGUCAAAAAAGAUUUCGAUUGUGAAUGUCACCGCAGUCGACUUCAGCACAUACCUGGGAUUCACCGCAGCCGAGGGCCAAGCUGCAGCGAUGGGGGCCAUUAACAGUAUGAAUCCAAGUAGCUCAUACAAUACUCUCUUGUCCAAGUUUGUUUUGAGACAUGGACGGAAGAGUGAAAGUGCCCAGAAUCUAAGAAAGAGAUUUCUAAAGAAUGGAUUGGGGGACUAUGCUAAUGACAUCAAAGCAGAAUUAGAGAAGUUUAUAACUCUUGUCCCGUCAGACGCAGAAACCCUCAAUGACUCACCUAUAUCCCUCCCGAGCCCUCCUUGUGGCACACCAGGUGAGGGAGCAGAGGCCGCUGGUGGAACUAAGACUGGUGCAAAGACGAAGUCACCGUGUAAGGUUCCAGCUAACAAGCCUGAUGAGGGUACUGACGAGAAAAUGGAAACAUGAACGUUCAUACUUUUGUAAUUUUUCAUUCACUUUUUUCUUACAUAGUGUAGAUAACUUCAUUCAUAGUAGGAAACUCUCUUUCACUUUCCCUUCCCAAAUCUAACAAUUAAGAAACAAAAAGAUAAUAUGAUGUCGUAAAAUCCAAUCACCUUAGCUAAUAACAAUGCUAUUUUACGUAGUCACACGGUUACAGGGAGAAAUUUUUCUGCGCGAAUUUGUAUUUGUUUGAGGCAAUAACUAUUCAUGCUUGUCAUCUAGAUAUUAGUAAAUAAAUUGUUGGUAUUUUUUUCUGUGCAUAUUCCGUUUUUUCUAUUUAAAAAAAAUCCAUCAAAUGUUGUCGGAUACUCCGUCCUCUCCUCUCGAAGCCUGGGCCGGUAUUCAAUUCAAUACUUAGCAUAAUUAAAUGGCUAAGUUAAGUAAUUUACUUAUCUAGUAUUAAUAAAUGCGCGCUGAUAUAAUUGUGCGCAGGUUAUAAUACUGCGUAAGAAAAUCAAGGCCUCCAAAUAAUUGGCUUAAGUCUGGUAAGGAGUUGACUUAAAUAUAGGGUAAAAUACUUAGCCAAAAGUUUGAAUUAAAUACCAGAAUUGGCUAAGUAUUUUAUCUAAGCCUAAUACUAGAUAAAAAGCUUAAAUUCUGUACUUAAGUAUUGAAUUGAAUACGGGCCCUGGUGUAUAUAUAUGGCAUUUGAAUGUUUUUAGUUCAACGUUUUCCUUUUUAAAAUUAUGUCACAUUUAUUGUUUUCAAUCUGAUAAUGAAGUAGGCCUUUUGAAAAAUUAAAACAAUUAUAUAAAAAAUAAUUUCUCCAUUGCUGCUUAUAAGCAGCAAUGGAGAAAUUAUUUUCAAUCAAAAGUUUUCAUGACUCUAGAACAGUACUGUAAGCUUUGGAUCUGUAGUGCUUUUGCGUUUUAACCACAAUAAUGCACAGAACGUGUGUAAAACAUCUGUGGAUAUUUGUGGAUCAUUAAAUGCUAUCUCCAAAGUGUCUUUUUAUGACCGUGGUCCACACUUUUUGUGUGUGAUUAGACGUAGAGAGCAACCUACAUUGAUGG
Messenger RNA from Strongylocentrotus purpuratus (purple sea urchin), 1783 nucleotides. RefSeq lists its product as uncharacterized. The transcript has 4 exons. NCBI's taxonomy places the organism in Eukaryota, Metazoa, Echinodermata, Echinoidea, Camarodonta, Strongylocentrotidae. The coding region runs from base 234 to 734 and encodes 166 amino acids. The record is from RefSeq and is a predicted model, not a curated record.